AUGGCAUGGUCAAGCACAGUGCAUGAGCGUUACCCAGAGUUGUUGGAAAAGCAUGGAGCCAGUAAGAACCCGAUUGAUGAAGCCAAAUUUAGCCCCGAAGAAAGUAGACUGUCGAAAGCCAUGUACACGUUUCUGAUACAGUACUGUCCCGAGCCAACGAUGAACGUCAUAGGACAAGGGUUGCGUGAUGCCAACGGUUUUGAGGUUUGGAGAAGAUUGGUGCUUCUGAGCGAGCCAGCGCAUCGGACUAAGGCAUGGGUAUGGCGCAGGCACUUAGCAAAUCCCUCGUUUCCGAGUGACAUUGCACAGUGGAGCACAGCGCUUCACCAGUGGGAAGCUGAACUUCGAGAGUUUGAGCGUACGUACAACACAGCGUUUUCAGAAGAUGAGAAAGUGUCCAUUUUGGCUCAUAUUGCACCGAAAGAGUUGCAGCAAAGCAUCUUCAUGCACAGUGAUGUGUUGAACGGAUACGACAAGAUAAGAGAGUACAUCGAACAGUAUCUGAUCAACAGAAACCUGUGGAAAAGGCCUCAAGGUUCACAGUUCGGGAUGCCCAAAGCCUCAAACAAAACUGGUGAGCAUGAUGAUGGGGGAGUGAGGCCUAUGGACAUCGGCGGAGACAACUGGAGCAACAAAGGAAAGGACAAAUGGAAGGAGAGUUGGAACAACAACAGGCAUGGUCACAUUGCUGCAGACUGCUGGUGGAAGGUUGGAGCAGUCGACAGCGAGGCCUACACCGAGACCGGUGGGACGGGUGCAUCCGGGAAUGCCCCAGAAGACCGGAGUGGCAACGGUGCAGGGAUUGGUUCUGUGUUUGAAGGUUCGCAGCGUGUUGUCAAGUGGAGUGAUGAAGAUGUGAUAUUCACUGUGAGUGAGAGUUCCGUUGCAGCUGUGACUGCAAAACAGCUAGGCAACCGGUAUCUUCUCAUCGACUCAGGAGCCUGUGAGAGUGUAGCAAAAGUAGGAGACUUUGAAGCACAGGUGGAUGCCUCGAAAGCGAAGCCUUUGUUCAGCGUGCAAGGGACGCCGCUUAAGGUGUAUGGAAAGCAGUACCCUCAGGUCAUGUUCGGACAAACCAAAGGAGCAGUAGAAAUGACCGUAACGGAUGCUGCUGAGAGCCUAGUUUCGGUCCACAGUUUGGUAGCGAGAGGACACAAGGUGGUUUUCAGCCCAGGAGGGUGUUUCCUCGAGACCAGCGCGGGUGACACCGUACCACUUGAGCUUCAUGGGAAAAGGUGGUACUUGAAAGUGAUGGACGUGGGCGAAGGGAGUGCGCCUGCAGGAGGCAGGAGGGUCGCACCCAUUGCCGACAAGCCGGAUCUGGGUCCCCGAGAGGAAGACCGCUGGAAGAGAGAAGUGAAGGAUGGGGUGGAGUAUCUCAUUCGAGAGCACAACAGCCCAAGAAAGCGUUUGUUUGCGCCAAAGAUCAAGGAUCUCCCUGUGCCCUUGGAGAGACUGGAGAGUGGAAGGCUCACCAAGAUGAUCUUCGAGGAGGAUGGGUCCCAGAAGGAAGAUCGGAGUGCGUGGGAAGACAAGCGCUUUGCAAUGAGGGAUAUGAAGCAUGCUUGGCUGGGAGAAACCUGGUUCAGGCUGAAGCCAGAAAGAGAAGAAGCAGCUGCUGAGGAAGAGCAGCCAGACUAUGAAGGCGAAUGGAUGCAAGGACUAGACGAGGCAUAUGAAGAAGAGAUUGCGCAAGGAGAGGAAGCUCAUGGAGGAGUUGUGGAAGACGACGAAGACGCAGUGGAUCGGCUGAUGAUAGAAGAGGACAGAGAAAGAGACCAGGGCAAGGUCAUCAAGGCACCGAAGGAGCCGUCAGCUCAGGAGGUGGAAGAACACAACCUCCACCAUGCCAACUUCGAGAGUUGGUGCCCUGUUUGUGUGAUGGGGCAAGGUAAGAGCAAGCAGCACAGGAGGGUCAAGGAAGACCCCAAGGAGCAUGUGAUCUACUCCGACUACAUGUUCUUUUCUGGAGAAGGCAAGGAAGUGAACAAAGAAGAAGGAGAAAAGAAGCGGGCUGGUUUGGUAACCGUUCUCACUGCAAUUUGCAAAGAGAGCCAGUACCCUUUCGCGCUGGUGUUGCCAUCCAAAGCCAGCGUGGACUACGCAAGCAAGGCAAUGAUCAGCUGGAUCAAGGAUCUGAAGUGGGACAAGGUAGUAAUCCAUUUCGACCAAGAAAGCGCUCUGAACAAGAUAUAUGAAAGGGUGCAGAAGGAAAUGGGUGACACCGUUACUCUGCGGAGAUCACCGCGAUACAGCUCACAGUCCUUAGCAGAUGGAGAGAUGGUCAACGGUUUUCUGGCAGGCAAGAUUCGCACAUGGCUUGCGGAGGUGUCAGAGAAAUACAAAGUCAAGAUUGGCUGUGACAGUGUCUUGUUUCCAUGGAUUGUGCGACACAGUGCGUGGACGGUGGCACGGUUUCACAUCAACCACUCGAAGACAACGGCGUUCAGAGUCAUCAAUGGGUUUGACUAUGUGGGUGAGAUGAUGACAUUCGGACAGGUGGCCUUAGCAAAAUUUCCGAAGCAAAAGGACAAGGCAGCUCCAAGAUGGAUUCGCGGAGUGUAUGCCGGAAAGAAUGCUGCAGGAGAUGAGCACUUGGUGCUUACAGAGUCAGGGGUGCAGACAUGCCGCACCGUGAGGAGGUUACCAGAAAGUGCAAGAUAUGAAGCGGCGAUACUCGACAAGGCAAAGGGAGUGCCUUGGAACAGGUACUUGGGCAUUGCAACAAGCAAGGUAGUGCAAGAACGGUCUGAGAGCAAGGGUGUAGCAGUUCCGGAGUUGGAGCCUGCAGAGACCUACGACUUCAAGCCAGAGACGAUAGUGGUGCCAAUGCCGGCGCCAAGAGCAGCAGACGAUGCAGGAAAGGAAAGUGAGAAAGCUGCGUUGCAAGAGCCAGAGAGCAAGAGAGCCAGGGUGGAGCCUGCGCAGGCCAGUCGGCCGCCGGGUGACACCGGGAAUGCUGCAGCUAGCACGCAGCAGUUCAACAUUGCUACGCCUGAUGCCAGCAUGGGCACAGACAGUCUCGACACGAGCAUGUAUGUGCCAAGCGUGCCGGGAGAUGUAGCGCAGAACAUGGUGGACAGCGUGAGUAACCAUGGGACCUGGCUGGAGGGUAGUGCUCUCCUACCAAAAGAAGAUGUGGGUGUGUACAAGAAGUGGCUGAAGCAAAACAAAGAUUGCUUCAACGAGACAAUGGUGAGCAACAUCAUGGACUACCUGGACACGUUGCAGAUUGACGAGAAAGAGUUGAAGAGAGCGAGAAAGGAAGAGCUGAGAAAGCUAAAUGAGGUGUACGGUGCCUUCACACCGAGAGAUGGGAGACAGAUAACAAAGGACCUGACGGUUUUCGGCCACAAGUGGGUUGACAAGGUCACUGAAGGAGUGGCAAAGUCACGACUCACAUGUCAGGACUUCAAGAAGAAGCAAGAAGCGAAUGAGAAGCACAACUCAGAGUACCCUUCAAAUUUCUGUCCAACGCCGCACGCCACCUCGAGGAAGUUGUUGGAGGUUUACUCGCUGACGACAAAGAUGCCGAGAGUCAAGGCCGACCUUAGCUCGGCUUUCCUCAUUGCGAAAGAUGGUGGAGAUGCAAAAGGACAACCAGUGAUGAUGAAGCCGCCAAAGGAAUGGCUGGAGGAAUACGAUGAGUGGUACGCAAAAGCAAGCCCAGAAAUGCAAGAGCAGAUGAAGAACGUGCCGAAAGAAAGCGUGCUGUGGCAGAUCGAUGGAAAUCUGUAUGGAAGGCAGUCAGCGGCAGCGCAGUACAGAGAUCGUCUGGAAACCAUUUUGACCAAGGAACUCCCGAAGGGAGUGUAUCAGUUUCACAGGGGGACACUAGACGCAUGUGUCUUUCGAUGCGUGCGAACAGGGAUCGUUUUGAUCCACCACAUAGACGAUUUCGACGUUUGUGGACCGGCAGAGUUGCUGGAUGACCUGCUGAAAGUUCAGCUGCCGAAGUGCGGAUGCAAGCUAAAAGUGGGUGAGCUUGAAUGGCCAGGCGCAGCAAGCAGUAGCACGAGUGAAUUUCUUGGCAGAAAGAAGAUCCUGGUGGAGGGAGCUGUGGUUACGAUGCCGAACGAAAAGCAUACCACUGACAUCCUUAGGAUGCUAGGACUAGAGGACGCCAAGCCAAGCCCCGUUCCGGGAAAGAAGCUCAACCUAAAGGAUGACAAGCUUCUGGAGGGCAGAGCCAAAGAAAUCUACGCUAGCUGUGUAGGCAGUGCUACCUACCUGUCGCAGGAUCGACCCGACAUCAAAUUCGCAUGCAAGGAGCUUGCAAAGCGGAUUAGGAAUCCCAGGGAAUGUGACAUGCAAAACCUCAAGACGUUAGGUAGAUAUCUCAGGGGAACCAUGCACGUGGGACAUGUGACAAAGAUGAGUGAAGACUUCGAACCAGCUGCAGGGAUUCCGCUGCAGGGGUAUUGCGACAGUGACUGGGCAGGUGACAGAGAAGACCGCAAGAGCACCAGUGGGCAGGCAAUAGUCCUAGGAGGGACCGUGGUUGAAACUUCUGCUCGGAGUCAGCAAGGAACUCCUGCGACCAGCUCAGGAGAGGCAGAAGUCAGAGCCCUAACUCAGUGCGCCCAGGACCUAGUUUUCGUGCGGAACUUAGGUGUGGAAGACUUUGGCAUGACGAUCGAUGUGCCAAGACUGUUUUGUGACAGUAGGCGACAUGUUGAUCUGGGACAUUUCUACAUUCAAGAGCUUGUGAAAGAGAAAAGAGUGAUCGUGCAGAAAAUCAAAGGAACGGAAAACCCAUCGAAUGCUUUGACGAAGCACUUAACAACCGGAAAGGAGAUGGAAGAAGCACGCGAAAUGCUCGGGUUGGUUACCUUGGACAAGCAAGGACUUGACAAGCACGUUACAAAGAACAGCAUGCAAACCAUCGGAGCAGUCAACAUUUGGAAAAAGUGGCAGCCGCAGCAGUGCUCAAAGCUGAACAUAAAGCAAUUUGUCAGUGCUGUUACUAGACACCGGCCUCUGAGGGAGUCACCUCAUGGAUCUCAUUCCUCAUGGACCGGGUGA
This is a messenger RNA of Symbiodinium natans, 5025 nucleotides long. Lineage: Eukaryota; Dinophyceae; Suessiales; Symbiodiniaceae. The record is from the annotation of a GenBank genome assembly.